Botrytis cinerea B05.10 is the source of this 1751-nucleotide messenger RNA. RefSeq names its product Bcdao11 (gene Bcdao11). NCBI's taxonomy places the organism in Eukaryota, Fungi, Ascomycota, Leotiomycetes, Helotiales, Sclerotiniaceae. Gene Ontology annotation, cellular component: cytoplasm. The record is from RefSeq and is a predicted model, not a curated record. The coding region runs from base 49 to 1662 and encodes 537 amino acids. Gene Ontology annotation, molecular function: oxidoreductase activity. The transcript is spliced from 2 exons.
GCCCUCCUUAAUAAUCUCCUUCUUGCUGAAUUCGCAGCACACACAAUAAUGGGCUCUGUGUUCUCACUCUUGCGAGAUGGCUAUUUCGGCAUCUUGGGCCUCAUUGCCAUUAUUGCCGAGAGCAACAAGGCCGCUUCUGCGCUGCUUGAUCGCAUCACUCGAGUGAAAUUUCCCCACGAAAAUCCCACAAGCUCUUUUUGGGAACAGCAGCCUUUACAUCCUGAACUUGUAAAUGUUCAGUCUGAGCAAUUGGCUCCACGUGCAGAUAUUGUGAUUAUUGGGUCUGGUAUGACUGGAGCCAGUGUCGCAUAUACCAUCCUGAAUGAAUGUCUGGCUAUUGGGAGACCAAUAAAAGUAGCUAUUCUAGAGGGGCGGACUAUAUGUAGCGGUGCAACGGGCAGGAAUGGUGGACAUAUCAAAGUGGCCCCUUUCUAUGAGUACAAAAAAUUUAAGGAUAGGUUCGGAGCCGCAAGUGCACAAAAGAUAUUGGAGUUUUAUUUGAAGCAUAGACCUUUCCUCCUCAACUUAUCAAAAGAAGAAGGAUUGAAAGAAGGUGAAGCACGAGACGUUACGACAGUGGAUGCUUUCACUGAUGCGGAGAGGCUUAAAGAAGCUACUGAGAUGCUAUGUAUCUUGCGAGAAGAUCUACCCGAGCUUGCCAAAGGAAUUGAGAUUCUAGACGGAGAGACAGUCCAGAAGCAAUUUGGUUUCAGUAGUCAGUUCCAUGGAGGGAUUACCUACACCAGUGGUGCAUUAUGGCCAUAUCGAUUUGUCACUGCUAUAUAUGCGGCUCUGCUAUCAAAAUUUCCAGAGCAGUUCUCUAUCGAGACAGGAACCAUGGUGCAAUCAAUCCAAACUACGAGUAACCCAGAUAGUCCUUUCCUUCUGAACACCUCACGGGGCGACAUCACAGCCGCACAUGUCGUCCAUGCAACAGAAGCCUUCACCGCAAACCUAGUACCCGGAUUGGUUGGGAAACUUUUUCCUCUGCGUGGACACAUGUCUGCUCAACGACCAGGAAAAUCUUUUCCUCACUACGAUGGUAAGAUCUCUUGGUCUAUCGUUGGUAGUCGAGACUAUGAAUAUAUCACGCAGCGGCCUGGAAAGCCCGAUGCGACGGAUGGUUUGGGGGCUGAGAUUAUGACCGGAGGUGGAUCAGUCCACAUGGAUGGCACCGGCUUAAAUGAAGUUGGUCAAUGGGACGAUGACAAGAUUGAACAACCCAUCGGAUCAUAUCUCGCAGGUGUACUUCCGGUAUCUUUCCGCUCCAGUUUUUGGGGAGAAGAUGCCAAUGGCUCUAUCGUUAAAAGUAUGUGGACCGGUGCUAUGGGACUAACUUGUGACUUCAUGCCUCUCGUAGGAAAACUUUCACCAAGUCUAACCAAGCGUGCUGUGAACGUAGGAAACAAGCAGGUCACUGCGAAUACAAACGCUGCGCCAGCAGAGUGGAUAGCAGCAGGAUUCAACGGAUCAGGCAUGGUUACCACCUGGCUAAGCGGGGUGGCUGUUGCACUCCAGGUUCUCGGUCGCGAAAAUGUCAAUUCUAAUGGGCAGAUCUGGAAACCAGAUGGAGUAGUCAGCGACUGGUUUCCAGAGGAGUUUAUUUGCUCUUCCAAAAGGGUUGCUCAAAGCAGCAUCCACGAGCUUCCCCGUCUCAUAUAAUCUUUCAUACUUGUAAAAUUUAAACAAGCCUUGGUGUCCCGCAUCAGAAGACCAAAAAAUAAAGCGAGGCAUUCAUAUUCACAUUCACA